AAUGAAUAGAAUCGGUACUGUAUCAGUUUUGAUACUUUUUGCGUUGACUGUCAGUAUAAAAUGUGAACAAUCUGUUGUCGAUGUUGCGCAGGACAUUUACAGGACCUGUUUGCAGGAAUUCAGUUUUUCUUGUGUGAAACCUAAGGCCAAUCGAUGGGUAGAUGAAAUUUCCCGAAAAAGAUUUAUUAAAAUUACAGAAGAUUUGGGUCUUAGGAGAAAAAUUGACAGCGAAAAUGAGGUGGAAAGAGGACACCAGAAAGAUAUCAUCGACAGAUUUGAAGACUUCUUACAAUCUCACGAAAUUGUAGCCAAGUUACCUGCAAUACUACGUCCUAAUGGUCCAUUAGGUCAAUAUAUUCCCAGAAACUUUGAAGCUAAAGACAUAGCUGUACCUUUAGCAGCUACAGGUCGAUCAUCCAAACUUAUCAAACGAGUUAUAUUCCCAUUUUUGUUGGGGUUGAAAUUCAAGACCGCAAUCAUCGUUCCUCUUGCCUUAGCGCUGAUAGCUCUAAAAACUUGGAAGGCUUUAACGUUGGGACUGCUGUCGCUUGUACUGACUGGAGCGAUUGCUAUAUUUUCAAAACUUAUGGGACCCAAAGCUCCCGCUUACGAAGUACUUCAUUACCAACCACAUGUGCAGUAUCCACAUUUAGAUGUAUUGCCAGCUCCUCUGGCACCAGUUGCGCAUCCUGUAUAUCUCGGAAGGAGUUUGGAUGGACAGGAGUUGGCGUAUGGCUCAUAUUUGAAAUAAAGAAUGAAG
Molecule: messenger RNA, 760 nt
Organism: Psylliodes chrysocephalus
Lineage: Eukaryota; Metazoa; Arthropoda; Insecta; Coleoptera; Chrysomelidae
Source: the annotation of a GenBank genome assembly